Molecule: messenger RNA, 1290 nt
Organism: Lachancea mirantina
Lineage: Eukaryota; Fungi; Ascomycota; Saccharomycetes; Saccharomycetales; Saccharomycetaceae
Source: the annotation of a GenBank genome assembly
AUGAGUGACGCGGAACCGGCCAACAAGCCUGUUGCAGACACUGCGCAAGCGAAUAUAGUCGUGGGAGACACGGAAAAAGCGGUGGCCGAGCAACCGAUUCGCGCGACGGACGGCGAGGAGCGCAAGAAUGAGCCUAAGGAAGGGCGCGACAAUGAGACGUCGACAGCAGACGCUGCGACAAAGGAAGAAGCCGAAGAGACCAAAGAGACCACUCCCCAGGGUGCUGAAAAGGGUACAGUUGCAGACGCUGACUCCGAGGAAGAACGCCCUCCAUUGCCCGAAAGAAAGUCGACAACUGAGGUACCCCUAGUUCCCGAACACGACGAGAACCCGGUGCUGUCGCAACUGAAGGACGCGUUCCCAAGCACGGACGUGAAAUACGUCAAGGCCGUUUUGAUAGCGUCGGAGGGCCGUUUGGACCCUGCGUUCUCUGCGCUUUUGUUUUUGUCAGAUCCGUCAGUCGAGGCCGAGAUUCCCAUCCCGGCUGCCGCGGCCGCGCCUGGUGCCACGGAAAGUCGGGGUUCGAGCCGAAGACUGACGCAAUUGGAACAAGACGAACAACUUGCGCGCAGUUUGGACGAGCAAUUCAACAAGGACCGGCGUCGCGGCGGCACUGGCCGCACGGGCGAGGCCGAACGCCAGGCACGUGAGCGUCGCAUUCGCAGAAGAGAACAGGCAUACGAGGCGCGGAGGGCUACGCAGGAGGAUCUGGACGGAGCCAGACUCGAUGGAGACGACGAUUUUUUGAGCCAGUUUGUCGACAAGGAUCUGCCCGAGCUCAAGGAGCGGGUCGGACGACAAGUACAAGAAACGAGUAAGCGUGUCAACGAGUGGUUCACGGGUAUCCGGCGCACGUGGACGCAGGAAGGGGACGUCGCGGCGCAGGAGCCCGGGGCCGCGCAGUACGCGUACGGUGAUGACGAGCGCGAUUACGUGAGCACUGCGCCGCGCCGUACCGCGCGGUUCAACUCUUUUGGCGCGCAGGUGGGCCACGAUGACGCAGACACCAAGGGCAUUGCGCUGCGUAACGACGACGAACUGUCCAACGACGACGGCGACGACAUCCCGCCGCAGCUUCCCACGCGCCACAAGGCGGCGGACCAAGCCAAGCAAGUGGUCGCAGAGACCACCUAUAUCGACACUCCAGAGGCUGCGACCCGUAAAAGGUGGCAGCCGCUACCCCCGGAGCCCAUGAACGCGACCGCGACCCCGACAAAAGUGAACGCGACGGCCAAACCGCGCAAUCCUGACGACGACGAGUUUCUGAUCAACAGUGACGACGAGAUGUGA